This is a messenger RNA of Aspergillus costaricaensis CBS 115574, 681 nucleotides long. RefSeq lists its product as uncharacterized. The coding region runs from base 1 to 681 and encodes 226 amino acids. The record is from RefSeq and is a predicted model, not a curated record. NCBI's taxonomy places the organism in Eukaryota, Fungi, Ascomycota, Eurotiomycetes, Eurotiales, Aspergillaceae. The transcript has 2 exons.
AUGAAUCAUCCCUCCACGGCGAUGGGACUUUCCAAAAUCAUCCAGCUAGACAGCCAUGAGAUCAAAGCAUCAGAGGUUGAGCACUUAGAUCCACGUCGAACAGUGUACCGCUUUCACCUCGAACCAGACCCAUCAUGCUAUCGACAUAUAAUCCCAGAACCAGCCACAUCUAUCAUAAUCAAGCAACGAAAAGAGGACUGGGAAGAAGAGUUCGAGGACGAAAAAACAGCCUACACCAAACUAAAAGACCUCCAAGGGCAAGUUAUCCCAUACUUCUACGGUCAGGGGUACUACAAUGGCCUACCUGCACUUUUAUUAUCAGAUAUACCGGGGAUUACUUUAGAUGAUCUGGCUCGCAGCAAUGAAGAAGUCCCUGAGAAGCUGAUUAAGUCUUAUCUGGAAGAUGUCUUUGAUAAGCUUUCGAAGUAUAAGGCUUUCUAUUGUGAUCAGAAAUUGGAUAACUUUAUACUAUGUGGUGAUUGGGAACAUGGUUGUGACAAAGUGAUGGCUGUUGAUCUCGAGCAGGUUGAGAUUCCGGAUCAAGUUCGUCCGUGGCAUUGGUCUGUCAAUCAGGAGGGGGCAAGGUCUCUGAUGGAGGAGUUUAGGUAUAGACGGAAUCCGAGGAGUGAGUCAACUCCACUUAAGAUAUGGAAGAUUGGACAGGAUAAGGGUGCUUCAUAG